GUCCGAGCUCAGCUUCUUCAGCUCCGCGGCUGCCUGGAGGUGGCGCAGGCCGGCCGCCGGACUCGUCUUCAGCAGGGAGCUCCAGUCCAGGAGCUGGGGCAGCUCUCGUCGCUCCUGGUUCCGCUGAACCCCUGUCCACGACCUGGGUCGGGCAUGUUUUCCAGGGCCCAGGUGAAGCGGAUCCUGCAGCGGGUGCCCGGGAAGCAGCGACUCGGCGUUUACAGGUUCCUGCCCUUCUUUUUUGUCCUGGGAGGAACGAUGGAGUGGAUCAUGAUUAAACUGCGCGUGGGCCAGGAGACCUUCUAUGAUGUCUACCGUAGAAAAGCCUCAGAACGACAGUAUCAGAGAAGGCUGGAAAAUGCAUCGGAGACUGUACUUCAGCCGUCAAUAAAGUAAACAUGAAAUUUUA
Neofelis nebulosa (Clouded leopard) is the source of this 409-nucleotide messenger RNA. Its product is annotated as ubiquinol-cytochrome-c reductase complex assembly factor 5. Bases 154 to 396 code for a protein of 80 amino acids. The record is from RefSeq and is a predicted model, not a curated record. Lineage: Eukaryota; Metazoa; Chordata; Mammalia; Carnivora; Felidae. The transcript has 2 exons.